Messenger RNA from Fusarium subglutinans, 2811 nucleotides. RefSeq lists its product as uncharacterized. The transcript has 2 exons. The record is from RefSeq and is a predicted model, not a curated record. The coding region runs from base 1 to 2811 and encodes 936 amino acids. Lineage: Eukaryota; Fungi; Ascomycota; Sordariomycetes; Hypocreales; Nectriaceae.
AUGCAGCAGCCUUGGAAGUUGCGCGUUCUUGCGCUGUGUCUUGCGACGUCGUUGUCGGGGGUUUCUGCGCAGGACUUUUCUACGUCGACAGGUACUGAGACUUCGACUGACUUGGGUUUCGUGGCGCCUUCAACUGAGGUUGCUCUGCCCGAGACAACCACUUCAGAAGCUGUUGUUGACCAACCUCCUUCGUCUGCCACUUCAGAAGCGCAAGUGGAGGUUCCUACCACUUCUGCGGAUGGGGACGCAACUCAGAUCAAUGUUGUUCCUGCUUCAAGCAACGAGAGUAGUCAGGCUGCAGAGCCUACGACAAAUGUUGCUCCACCAGUUGGAACAUCCGAGUCUACUGGUGCUGGUAUUGAGACAUCUUCUCAGCCCGAGCCGUUGCCUGAUACUGCUACCACCAACAAUGAGAUCCCCGUCAACACCGCCACUCGUCAUCCCGUGUUUCCCAACCCCAUCACACAAGAGACUGAGCCUGGAACCCAGUCCACCAACGUCGCCCCCGUUGAACAAUCCACAACAGAGCUCCCAAGUGUUGCAACUGAGGCUACUACUGACGCCACUGAUAUCCGACCCCCGCUUGUUUCUACUCAGACUGGCGGUGCACCUGUGGACCCGACCUCGACCGAACCUUCUGGUGUUCCUCUUGAGGCUACUACAGUUUCCACUGAUGCUGCAACUGGUAUCCAGCCGCCUGUUCCGUCUACCGGGUUGACUGAGGUCGCCGAGCCUACCACCCAGGCGACUGAGCCCACCACUCAGCUCCCCAUCCCAGACCCCACCACUGAAACCUCGGCAGCUGCUCAGCCUACAACCGAUGAGGCGGCACCCGAAGUCUCGACGGACUCUUCUCCCGCUCCCGUGACCGAGUCUACUACCGAGGUGAAGGCUCCUGAGGUUUCCACUUCUGAGGAGGCUCAAGUCCCUGUCGAGUCCACCACCGAUAAGGCUGAGCCCACGACCGAUGAGAAGCAAGACCCCGAGCCUACCACUGAGUCCGAAGAGGUUGAGAAGCCUACUACUCAGGCUCCUGGUCCUAAGCCCACGACGGAGGACGCUGGAUCAAACGAACCAACAUCGAAGAACGAACCUGGCCAGGCCGGUGCCCCCAGUGAGCCUGAGAAGACUACUGCUCCCCCCAAGCCUACCACCACUGAGGAUGGUAUCGUCACUGGCUCCAACGGCGCUGUAGUUACUUAUCUCCCUAAGCAGGACAAGGACUUCUCCGACUUCACUGGUACCACCACUACUACUGAUGAUGGUGGUGCUGCUAUUGUCAUAUUCCCUGGUGGGUGGUUCUGGAAGCCUUCUGGUAACCUCCCAGCUGGUAUCCUGCCCCCUCCUCCUGGUACCAACCCCGCUGGAGCCGGCGGUGGUACUCCUGGUGGUGGCGGCGAGGGAGAUGGUGAGGAUGACAAGAACGAGACUAAGAAGGAAGAUGAAGAUCAGUCUACCAAGGAGGAAGAGAAGUCAACUGCUGAGCCCUCGACAGCUGAGACCACCGCCAAGACCACUGAGGCCACCACCGCUACUGAGGCCACCACCGCUACUGAGGCUUGCUCCGCUGUUGAGAUCGAGGACUGCACCAGGACUAUCUCGUACUACACCACCGACGGAACGGUUACUCACACCGAAUUUGGUGACUGCCCUACCGUCGCUAGUUGCGCAACUGGCACACAAGCCACUGCCACCGAGACUGUGUCUGCUGAGGCCGAGGAGGGUGAGGAGCUUGAUAUAGAAGAGCUGGAGAGUGAUAUUCCAGAUGACUUUGACUCUGAGCCCGAUGAGGAGACUGUCGAAGCUGUUGAGGAUGCUUUGGAUGAGGGACUGGGUGUUGGAGCUACUACCACUCAAGAGCCUACUGCUUUGUCUACUGGUACUGAGGCCACUGGUGAGGCUACUUCCACUGACGCUGAGACUACCAGCGACACCAAGACGGGGGAGAAUUCUUCAGAAGCUACCACUGAGCGAACCACUACCAUUCCCAGCACCCUCAUCACAACUACCCGCAACACAGAGUCCUCCAAUGAGUCUUCUGGUACAACUUCCGACGGGACUACAACCAAGCUCACAUCUUCUGACAUGAUCACCUCUACUACUGCAACCACCACGAUGCGCACUUACUACCCCUGCAUUCCCCGCGGCGGCCCUCGCGUCGAGACUCCCUACUGUAACUGCGAGACCACCAGCGAUGGCGAGCGAUACGCCGUCACAGCGCCCAUGAUCUCAGGCCAGUGCGCAGACUACACUGAAUUCCCUAUGAGCUUGUACACAACACCCCCUCCUGCCCCCGAGCCCACUGUCUUCAAAGAGCCUUUCACCCGCACUGACGCUGGUACCGUUCUCGUUUACGAGUCCUACUCCCUUAGCUACUUCGCCGUCGACACCAUCAAAGUCACCGCCACCGUCGGCCUUGGCGAAGCAUCUACUGUGUCAACUCCUCUCCCCACCGCUAUGAACUGGAACGGCGACGGAUCAAGUAUCUGCAGCAGUGGAGACAAGAACGUGCGCAACGCUGUUGCUGGAGCUUGUGAAGCUGCGCUGAACAAGUUUGAGGAUGAUACCUUGUAUACUGAAUAUGUUUCUCGCUAUGAGCGCAUGGGAAGUAUUCUCAAGGUGCUCACUUUUGGAAAGGCUGGUUGUACGUUUCAGUUCUCUUGUGAUGACUAUGGUAUUGGAAUGAAAGGCAAGGACAUUAAGGAUCUGCGACGACAGCAGGAAGGGUUGACACGUUGUGGCAAUAUUGACUUGUCCAACUCGUGCAAGAUUCACAUCGACUACUGUACGGAAUGUCACAAUGACGGUUGA